Molecule: messenger RNA, 1485 nt
Organism: Lodderomyces theae
Lineage: Eukaryota; Fungi; Ascomycota; Pichiomycetes; Serinales; Debaryomycetaceae
Gene: HEX3
Product: SUMO-targeted ubiquitin ligase complex subunit
Exons: 1
Coding region: 1-1485 (494 amino acids)
Cellular component (GO): SUMO-targeted ubiquitin ligase complex
Molecular function (GO): ubiquitin-protein transferase activity
Source: RefSeq, a predicted model, not a curated record
AUGCCAACUCCGCAUGGAGACUCUACCCGCAGAAGGAGACGGGAAAGUGGUCAAGAGCCACCCGUAAUAGAUAUAUCCUCAGAUGACAAUGCCCUGAUGAAUCCGUCCAACGGCCAUAGUCGAUGGCAAAAUUCACCAACGCGGCAUCUGCGUCUGCGUGAAUACUCUCAGGCACAAGUGCAACAACACGGAAGAAAUCCGCUGCCCACAACAAGGAAUCACACGGGACAAGGUUCCGGAAAUCCAACAGUACUUACAGCAAUCACCUUAGAGGAGGACGACAGUGAUGAUGAUAUAGAGAUACUAUCCAUCAACACGACUCAUAGAACGCCACUGGCAUCAAAUACAGAUCAAAUAAACAGUCACGCAAGUCAGGCGCCAUAUAUCACUAACACUUUACAAGAGUCGGGAAACGGAGAUGAUGAUGUGGAAAUAACCAGCGUACGACAGAGCCAUACACCACCACAAGCUCACAUCGACACUCCUAUUGGACAUAUUGCCUACCAUCCUGAAUUUGAAUCGGUUUAUCCAAGUAACGAACAAAUUCACCCGAUGGACAAUCGGUAUCCAACCCGUAACGUCAGAAGGCGACUAGGACAUAUACCUAUGCCUCCCAAUGCGCGAGCGACGCGCCUGCAUACGCCUCGGAGUAACGUGGGUCAUCGAGGGGUACAAUUGCCAUCAUCACGGAGGGAGGCUCAGCAUUCUCGUGGUAAUAUGGCAUUGUCCACUGGUGGUGAUAGGAGACAAGGUGCGACCAGCAGUCGUCGUGGUGGACAGAAUCAACAUCGGCCCGUUAGAAGCUCAAGAAGUGGCUCCUCGUUAUCGCAUAGGCCUAUUCCUGAUUUCAUUAAUCGAAUCAAUUUUCACAUUCGAGUGCCUGAUCCACUGCAGCAUUUCUUUUUUUCCAAUUUGUUUGGCGUAGCUGACUUGCCACCAGACGUUCUCGAAAGCAAUAUAAUGCAAAGGAUAGAGGAAGAUAACAAUCGAGCGGUUGAUGCGAGGAGAGAAAGAGAAUCAAACUAUAAUCGGAAAUUUAUGGCAGAGAAGCAAAAGCUUGCUGAAGCAGAAAACGCCAAAGGAACGCAUACAAACAAAGUUGAUCCAAGUGAAGAUCUUGUAUGUGAGUUGUGCAGUGUCACUUUAGGAGAGGGGGCGCCUGAUGAUUUCAAAGGUAAUCCAAAAUACGAUUUGAAUUUUGCAAAAUAUGCUGAGCAAUACCAAACACAAGCACCAUGGUUUUGCGUAAAUCCAUUUACAGAUGCCGACCAUGAUUUGAGCAAGAGAAUAUUUGUAUCCAAGUGUGGACACACGUUUUGUGGAAGGUGCGUGAAGAAUAUAGCAGGGAGACCAACGAAAAAGCCAAAGGAUGCCCCACUGGGUUUUACAAUAAAAAAUCCUAGCAUAUACGCACCAACAAAAUGUCCUGCAAAGGAUUGUGGGAAAAAAUUUGUUUCCAAAGCAUUCACUGAGGUGUUUUUUUGA